Tinamus guttatus (white-throated tinamou) is the source of this 1595-nucleotide messenger RNA. The record is from RefSeq and is a predicted model, not a curated record. NCBI's taxonomy places the organism in Eukaryota, Metazoa, Chordata, Aves, Tinamiformes, Tinamidae.
GACUUGUAUAUAAUGUCACUCCAUACAUGGAAUAUCAUCCUGGUGGUGAGGAUGAACUAAUGAAAGCAGCGGGAACGGACGGUACAGAUCUCUUUGAUCAGGUUCAUCGUUGGGUCAAUUAUGAAUCCAUGCUGAAGGAAUGUCUUGUUGGAAGAAUGGCUCUCAAGCCUGCCUCUGUUUCAAAAGGUAUGCUUCUUGAAAAGAAAGUGCUGGAUGCCUCUGCUAAAGAUUCAGCUCCAAGUUAUGACUGGUUCCAGACAGAUGGGUUGAUCACCAUUGUUAUAUACACUAAGCAGAAGGAUGUGAAUGCAGAGUUGGUGAUAGUUGACUGUCAAGACAAAAGAUUAAGGGGAGAGAUCAUCGUUAAUGACUACUCGUAUGUCUUAGAAGUUGAGUUGGAUCAUGCAGUUGAAGAAGACUUUUCAAUAAGAAUUGCUGAAAAAAUUGGAAAGGUAGAGAUAAACUUGAAGAAAAAAGAUAACAUUCAUUGGAAAAUGCUGGGACAGCCUUUGGAGAGCCAUAACACCUUUAUCAAGCGCAAGGACAGAGGUCUGUUCUACAGAAAAUGCAAGUUGGUUUCUAAGACAGAAGUUACCCAUGACACCAAGCUCUUCUGCUUUAAGUUGCCUGAGAGCACUCAUUUCCAGAUUCCCACUGGACAACAUGUUUACCUCAAACAAGUUGUUGCAGGGACAGAGGUGGUAAAACCAUACACACCUAUAUUGCCUUUUUUGCCACUGGAUUUCAAAGAACCAUCUUGCCAUGAUAGUACAAAUAUAUACUUAAUGAUUAAAAUUUAUCCCAGCGGACUGUUCACACAGGCCCUUGACCACCUACAAAUUGGAGAUUGUAUUUCUAUCAGCAAUCCUGAAGGUAACUUCAAGAAGUCCCAAGUUGAAGCUGUAGAAGAUCUCUUUUUGUUGGCAGCAGGCACAGGCUUCACACCAAUGGUUAAACUGCUCAGUUUUGCUCUGGCUGAAGUUGUUUCUCUCCGGACAGCAAAGCUGAUCUUCUUCAACAAAACAGAAGAUGACAUACUUUGGAGAAAUCAACUGGACCAAUUAGCUCUUAAAGAUGAAAGGUUUGAGGUUCAGUUUGUCCUUUCAGAACCAACAAAGGACUGGGUGGGUAAACAGGGGAGAAUUUCUUCAUCUCUUCUCUCUGGGCUUAUGGAGAGAAGCAGAAAAGACUCCAAAGUGCUUAUCUGCAUCUGUGGUCCAACACCCUUUACUGAACAAGGAGUACAAUGUCUGAAGGAUCUUGGAUACUCCCAAGAAGAAAUGCAUGCUUUUACUGCGUAAAACAAAAUGAAGAUAUCAAUGUGUCUUUGUAUAACUCAACCUUAUUUAUUUACCUUUGUGGAUUUAUUUAAAUGAGAAGUAAUUUUUUGAAGACUUUCACUCUUGGUACCCAACUGUUUCUUGGAAGAAAUUUAUCUUUGAAAAAACAUUUUAUACUGUGUUUUAUCUUGUUUUUGUAAAUAUUUUUGCUAAUACUUAAAAUUCAUCCAGGAUAUUAAUUUAUCAUACAGGCAAGCAAAAAUGUGCAGUACACAUUGUUAGUUAUAUAAUAUUAUUGAGUCAUGAGAAUUUUGG